Messenger RNA from Myotis davidii, 1615 nucleotides. It is a transcript of the gene CUNH3orf18, whose product is annotated as chromosome unknown open reading frame, human C3orf18. Bases 78 to 440 code for a protein of 120 amino acids. The transcript has 4 exons. The record is from RefSeq and is a predicted model, not a curated record. Lineage: Eukaryota; Metazoa; Chordata; Mammalia; Chiroptera; Vespertilionidae.
GGCACGCGUAGCCGGGCCACAGGCUGGGACACUCCUCAUGUCAGAAGGGAGCAGCCACAGGCAGUCUCGGCGUCAGCAUGAAUUCCAGGCUCCUGUCGGCCAGAGACUGGCUCAGCACCCGCCCGCCCACCUCUGAGCCUAACCUGGAGCCCGCCACGGACGGGCCCGCCUCCGAGCCCACCACCCUCGGCCCAGAAGCCACCAGCUUUAAUGACACCAGGGUGCCUGGCGUGGGCAGUGGCGCAGCCGGCGUGGGCACGAUGCUCCUGUCCUUUGGGAUCAUCACGGUGAUCGGCCUGGCCGUGGCCAUGGUCCUGUACAUCAGGAAGAAGAAGAGCCCGCGGGCCCCGCAGGGCAAGACCACCCUCCCGGCCCAGGGCCCAGUGCAGAGGCCCAGCCGGCUGGUCUUCACCGACGUAGCCAACGCCAUCCAUGCGUGAGCGACCCGGGGACGGGCCUGGACCUGCUGCCCCCGGCCUCGGCACCCACAGAGCUGCCUGCGCUCGGACCUGCCCGCUAGGGCCCCGCCGCACAGCCCCCCCUGCUGACUCCAGGCCGGGCCCUGGCCUCCGCCGUCCCCUGACGUGCGGCCCGGCGCCCUGGCAGCAAGGCCGAGAGCCACUGCCGGCUCCUGUGUUUUGCCCAAAGCCCGCGCACUCGGUCUGCUGCUCUCUGUGGAGGAAGUGGGGGAGACGGGGAGAGGAGGAGAGCAGGGAGGGGAGAGGUGACCGCCCCUGUGUGGGGACAGUGUGGUGGCACCCAGGGACGGAGUUGACCCUGCCCCGCGGGCGAGGGAGCCAGGAGGGCCGCUCCUGCCCACAGUAGGUCCCUGUCGUAGAGCGUCCAGGAGUCUCCCCGCCGCCCCUCCCUGCAGCUGGCCAAACGGACGAAGCUGAAGGGGAGGGGAGGUGGGGCGGGUGUGGAAGUGGGGGCAUAGGCGGUGCCCAGACCUGCUGGAAGGCCUCGUGCAUGUGCAGGAAUGUGUCUCUCCCUCCAGGGGCAGGAGGCAGACCCGCUGUUUGGCUCCACCCUCAGGCUGCCCAGCCCCCAGGGUGUGGGGAGCACAGGGCACGCCACCUCUGCCCUCCACGCUCAGGGCUGAAGGAAGUGGGGGAACAGGGCGAGGGCCAGCGGCCCCCAUCUCUUCACUGGGCGCUGCAGGCAGCCCUGCCUGUGGUGUGCGGGGCCUGGGGCUGGGCAUCUGUUGGUCUGAGAGCCACGGUCAUGGCUGCAGCCAGUGGGGGGUUCUGACUGCCUGAAGGGGGUGGGGUCAUACCCCCUCCCCACCCAUGGUCCACCUCAGGGAUUCUACCAGGUCGGGGGGCUGGGCAAAAUGCUGGGCCAGGCCAGACUCCAGGAGCCGGGCAUGCAGCGGCCCCGUGCCCGCCUCGCCUCCACAUCAUUGUCCUCCGCUGGUUGGAGGGACACGGGGGCAGCGUACAGAUCUGUCGGGCAAAUUGCACGUGUCAGGAUGUGGGGACCUGGGGGGCCUGUGGGGACGAUUCGGGAAGGAGCCUCCCAGACGCUAUAAAUAGGGUGUCACUCGCACUCGAGGCUGUAAUUGGCCUCAUCUUCCCGCGAGAGCAUUAAAGAUGCUGCAGGACGUUUCCACGGA